UUUAGAGCGUUAUCGAUAAAAUUGCUAACCAGUAAGUAAUACACAGGUUUAAAAACGUUAAAUGAAGUUAAUUUCUUGAGCGACUGUGUUUGAAGAACACAACUGCUGCUCAGGCGCUGAGCACAUCGAGCCGCUUGAUGCCUUCUGUCGGAUGUCCUCGGGUCCUUCGGAAAUCUACGUGCAUCUUUUUGAAACAGGAAACCCCGAAUUCAUCGAUUCCUCUUUAAAUUGGCUCAAACCCGUUGUUUCACAAUGUUGUCCGUGUUUAAAUCUAUACCAACUCACAUGGACUACAAAGGACAGAAACUUGCAGAGCAGAUUUUCCAAGGCGUCAUCCUCGUCUCAGCGGUCAUUGGAUUCAUUUAUGGUCUUAUUAUUGAGCAGUUUGGAUGGACUGUUUACAUAAUGCUAGUCGGAUUUACUGUCUCCUGUCUGCUUACACUGCCUCCGUGGCCCAUGUAUAGACGAAACCCCCUCACAUGGCAUCCUGCCAUGCGUGAGCCGUCUACGGAAAGCCGCGAAAAGCCUCAGGAGAAUUUAAAGAAGAAGAAGCAUAAAUAGAAUACCAUCUAUUUCGACUUGAACAUCUUUGCAUCCUCUUUCCAGACUUUGUGGACUUGCCAAAAGUACGAUAAUGUAAUGAUUCAACCAUUUGUCAUGUUUCAUGUAAAAUUACAACUGUUUAAUAAAGAUGAUAAUUCUUACA
Messenger RNA from Pygocentrus nattereri (red-bellied piranha), 706 nucleotides. It is a transcript of the gene spcs1, whose product is annotated as signal peptidase complex subunit 1. The record is from RefSeq and is a predicted model, not a curated record. Gene Ontology annotation, biological process: protein targeting to ER. The coding region runs from base 253 to 561 and encodes 102 amino acids. NCBI's taxonomy places the organism in Eukaryota, Metazoa, Chordata, Actinopteri, Characiformes, Serrasalmidae. Gene Ontology annotation, cellular component: endoplasmic reticulum membrane; signal peptidase complex. The transcript has 4 exons.